AAUUAAACUAACACAAUAUAAAAUGUCGAUUAGUAAGCUUUAGGGGUGGUGGUAUGCAGAUUUUGUGCUAAAGUAAGCUAACUAAUCCAUUAAAAUGUUACACACUAAACGUUUUUCACAGCGUUUUAACUUUGGAAAUGUACAGAAGUUACUAACACUUUUAACAAUGUCUCAAAGACUACAUUCAAACUGCGAGCCUCAGCACUUAAUUAUGAUUUAGUGCUCAGAUCUGAGUUUCUUUUUUUGUUUGACUAUUCACAUUACUUUUUAAAUGUGACCUAGAUCAGAUUCUGAUGAAUGUCGAUCAAGAGUCACACUGCAAACAACUUGAUCUGAUUGGGAGCACGUAUAAAAGUGGCCUGAAUCAGAAUUGAAAAGAUUUGAUUCCAAACUGUAAAUAAACAUAAGAAUAGAUCUGACUCACAGGUGAGCAAAGAGAAAAUCUGAUUUGGGCCACUUUGGUCUGUAGUCUUAAUGUGUCGUCCCAGUAAACUACAACAGUGAGCCAGCAUGCACAAUCAAUAUCCUGAAACUGAAGCAGCUAAAUUAAAGUCAGUCACAUCAAACGUAUUGUUGCCAAGGAGCAAAGGAAACAUAAUGGAAAGAUUGUUGUGUAGAAUCCAAGUUUGAUGCUUCUCUUUCUGUUUUUUCUUGCCAGGUUUUGUCGAAAUGUAUUUUUUAUUUUCUUUCAAUGAUGAGACUAUGUUAAGCUUUUGUUUGAUUUCAGUAAAAACACCAACAUCGACAUCUCCUGCUUCAUCAACCCAGUCAACCACUGCAUCUGGUAGAAGAAAUGUACAAACAUCAACAUCUCCUGUUUCUUCAACUACUUCAUCUGCUCAGCAGUCAAUGACUUCAACAUCUGCUGAAAGAGAUGAUGGCUCUCAGGUCGUCAUUACUGUGGGUGUCUGUGUUGCUGUACUGCUGCUGCUGUUUGUCAUCAUUUUGAUUCUCAUCUACAAACGAUGUUCACAUUCAAAACACACAAGAAAUGGAGCAGCAGCGCAGCACACCAGAGAGGAUUAUAUCUACGAGGAGGUACAGGAGCGCCCAGAGACCAGACUCAGGAAUGCAGUGACCACGAUUUAUGCCACUGCCAACUUUCCCACAAACCCCUCUGCCUCACUGGAUUACUCUACCAUCAACUUUAAAAACAGCUCUGAUAAAGCUGGUGGUGAGGCAGUGAUCCUCAAAACCCAGCUCCUCUGGCCUGUGAAUACUCUACUGUGAAGUACAGCCAAAGUCCAACCUACUCUACUGUCAAUGAACCAUCCAGAUCUCCAGAGGAUCCGCUCUACUCAACAGUCAACAAACCAAUGAGUUACCAUAAGUAGCAAUGAGGAAAGAUUAAUCGGUCCAGGCUGAUAUUUCAACAACUAUUCAAUGGAUUCUCAUAAAAGUUCCUAUAGGAAUUUCCAGAAAACGAUUUCUUUUUACUUUUGUCAUUCCCUGACCUUUCAUUUGAUGCCACCUGAAGAUCACAUUUGAGAUUAAGUUCAAUAUCAAUAACAACUCUUUGGACAUUCAUGCCUUGUUCAGGAUGAAUUAUAGUAACUCUGAUGAUCCCAUUCAUUUUCAUCUGGUUUCAUCAUCAGGUUUGAUUUUAUAACAAUAUCUGCACAAUAAUGACAUUCCCAUCAGCCUAGUAUAGCAAAAGUAAAAGCUUUAAUGAAAGGAGAUGUUUUGUGAUGUGAUGCUUCAUACUGUGUUAUGGCAAUCAUAGAUUAUAAAAACAAAAUAGAGUCAAGGAGACAGUGAUUAAAAUGUUGCCAAUUGUUUAGUACAUGGUAUAAUAGCCUCUUAAUUUAACCUUGUUAGAUUUACUGUAUGCAGGGUUUGAUUUGAUUUGUUGAUGUGUUUCCCUGUUUGAACUGCUCUUCUAGUGUUGACCUUAGCCUUCCUCAUGAUUCUGUAAGCAUGUAUAUUCUGUCUCUGCUGCAAUAA
Morone saxatilis (striped sea-bass) is the source of this 1944-nucleotide messenger RNA. RefSeq lists its product as uncharacterized. The coding region runs from base 670 to 1230 and encodes 186 amino acids. The record is from RefSeq and is a predicted model, not a curated record. NCBI's taxonomy places the organism in Eukaryota, Metazoa, Chordata, Actinopteri, Moronidae. The transcript is spliced from 5 exons.